CUGAAAUUAGCACAGUCGUAUAACACUUGUCACGUCACAAGGUGAGAGGAAAGCUGCGGAUUUUUCUUUUGGCCGAAACAAGUGAAAUACUGUGCGGAAAUCAGUGAACGUGGUACGAAAGUGUGCAGCAAGUCUCUUACUUUACCACAAUGAGUGAAUCUGAGAACUCGGCGGCGGCGUACGCGGACUUCGUGAAGCCGCAACUGCAGUAUAACGAAGAAGGCUGGGGCCCAUGUGAGAAAAUCGACUUCAGAGAUAUGCCCUAUCAGCCCUUCAGCAAGAGCGACCGCUUGGGGAAGAUCAGUGACUGGACCGGGACGGCGACUGUGGACAAGAAGUUCCCAAAUAAGUACGCAAGUCAAUUCGGGACGGGCAGUCAGUACGCGUACUACCAUGACGAGGAUGAGACUACGUUCCAUCUGGUGGACACGGCGCGCGUGCAGAAGUUGCCGUACCAGCGUGGCCGCUUCCGUGGCAACAUGAGACACAUGAGGGGUCGCGGCGGACGCGGCGGAGGCCAUCAGGGUGGCCUGCAGUCGCUCGGGAAGAGCGUCAAGAUGCGGGAUCAGCGCCGCGGAACGACUGGUAGGAAGUGGGGCAUGCGUGGACCACCGCCCAAGAUCCGCGACGCCUCUGUGACUGUGCGUCCAGACUGGAUGACCAUCGAAGAGAUGGACUUCCCUCGGCUGGCCAAGUUGUCUCUACCGGGCGUGAAGGAGGGCGAGGACAUCACGUGCUGCGGAACGCUGGAGUACUAUGACAAAUCCUAUGAUCGAAUCAACGUGAAGAGCGAGAAGCCGCUGCAGCGUGUGGAUCGCAUCUUCCACACUGUGACCACCACGGAUGACCCCCUCAUUCGGUCGCUCAGCAAGUCUGUGGGAAAUGUGUACGCCACGGACUCCAUUCUGGCCACGAUUAUGUGCUGCACGCGCUCCAACUACUCUUGGGACAUCGUGAUCGACAAGAUCCAGGACAAGCUGUUCAUGGACAAGCGUGACAACACGGAGUUCGAUCUGCUCACGGUGAAUGAGACGAGCGUGGAGCCGCCGCAGGACGACGGCAACUCUCUCAAUUCGCCUCGCAAUCUCGCUAUUGAGGCCACGUUCAUCAACCACAACUUCAGUCAGCAGGUACUGAAGAGCGGCCAGGCGGAGAACAAGUUCAAGUUCUCGGAGCCCAAUCCCUUUAUUGGCGACGAGGAGGAGGGCGAGGUGGCCAGCGUGGCGUACCGGUACAGGAAGUGGGAUCUGCACAACGGCGUGGUGUUGGUGGCUCGCUGCGAGCACGACGCCGUGGUGAACAUGCCGAGUGGGGACCAUCAGUUCCUCACCGUGAAGGCACUCAACGAGUGGGACUCGAAGUUGGCGAAUGGCGUGGAGUGGCGCCAGAAGCUGGACACCCAGCGCGGCGGCGUGCUGGCCAAUGAGCUGCGCAACAACGCGUGCAAGCUGGCCAAGUGGACCGUUCAGGCGCUCCUGGCGGGCUCCGAUCAGAUCAAGUUUGGCUACGUUUCCCGCGCUCAUGUGAAGGACUCAUCACGCCACGUGAUCCUGGGCACUCAGCAGUUCCGGCCCAACGAAUUCGCCACGCAGAUCAACCUGAGCAUGGACAAUGCGUGGGGCAUUCUCAGGUGCAUCAUCGACCUGCUGAUGAAGCAGAAGGACGGCAAGUAUUUGAUCAUGAAGGAUCCCAACAAGCCCAUGAUCCGACUCUAUGACAUCCCUGAGAACACGUUCGAGUCGGACGGGUCUGAGGAGUCUGGAGACGAGGGAGAAACCUUCCAGCCGCUCUACACUUACAGCGGCGGCGAGAAGAAGAAUUAGAGCGCCACUCCUGCUCCAGAUUCACUACAUUAUAGCUGCUAUCUCUAUUAUACGCCACUUGCAUAAAUUUUCAUGAGAAUUCCUCUAGAAAUUUUAAUAAAUUGUGUAUCAGAAAUUUUGGAAAAUAAAAUUCCCACCUUUUGGGUGGGCUCGGGGAAACCCACAAAAA
This is a messenger RNA of Phlebotomus argentipes, 1992 nucleotides long. It is a transcript of the gene eIF3d1, whose product is annotated as eukaryotic translation initiation factor 3 subunit D. Gene Ontology annotation, cellular component: cytoplasm; eukaryotic translation initiation factor 3 complex. Lineage: Eukaryota; Metazoa; Arthropoda; Insecta; Diptera; Psychodidae. Gene Ontology annotation, biological process: translational initiation. Bases 150 to 1823 code for a protein of 557 amino acids. The record is from RefSeq and is a predicted model, not a curated record. Gene Ontology annotation, molecular function: translation initiation factor activity. The transcript has 3 exons.